Molecule: messenger RNA, 2901 nt
Organism: Strongylocentrotus purpuratus (purple sea urchin)
Lineage: Eukaryota; Metazoa; Echinodermata; Echinoidea; Camarodonta; Strongylocentrotidae
Exons: 1
Coding region: 1-2901 (966 amino acids)
Biological process (GO): DNA integration
Molecular function (GO): nucleic acid binding
Source: RefSeq, a predicted model, not a curated record
AUGAACCACUUUGCAUCAGUUUGCCGCAAUGGCAAACCAGUCAAAUCUGUCAGCGAUGAUAAUGCCACAUCACUCCCUAGUGCAGACACCUCGCAGAACCCUGUUGACACGAUCCAUGAGUAUAUGUUCGCAGUGUCAAACACCAAGCCGCCAACACAUGUAGGUAUAACCAUCGAUGGCAUACGCUGUUCUAUGAUUAUCGACUCGGGAUGUUCGCGAAACAUCAUCGAUGAGCCUACCUACAAGAAACUGAACGUGAGCCUUAAGAAAUCUUCUAUCCGCCUCUUCCCGUAUGGUUCGAAAACACCCUUGAGUGUCCUAGGUGUGUUUACCGGUAGCCUCGAGUCACAGAGAAAAACCACUGCUGCAGAAAUAUAUGUGGUGAAGGGCUCAUAUGGAUGUCUUCUUGGGCGUAGCACUGCUGAAGAUCUCAAUUUGAUCAUCAUCAACGACACCGCCAAUGCUGUCAAUGCAGAAAAUGACUAUACAUCUGCAUACCCAAACCUAUGGUCGGGGGUUGGGAAGCUGAAAGACAAGAAGGUGAAACUCAAUAUUGACACCUCAGUUCCUCCAGUCGCACAACGGUUUCGCAGUACACCAUUUCAUCUGCGAAAACAGAUUGAGAAACAGCUUGCUGAGCUACAGGACGCCGACAUAAUCGAGGAUGCUACUGGGCCGACUCCAUGGGUUUCGCCGAUUGUAGCCGUUCCCAAGCCAAAUGAUCCACAGAAUGUUCGGAUUUGUGUGGACAUGAGGGCGGCUAAUAAGGCUGUCAUCAGAGAGCGUCAUCUUACACCUACAAUGGAUGAAAUCAUCACUGAGUUGAACGGGUCCAAGGUAUUUUCUAAGUUGGAUCUAAAAUCUGGAUACCAUCAGCUCGAGCUUGAACCUGAGAGCAGAUACAUAACCACGUUUGCAACGCAUGUUGGACUGAAGCGCUACAAGAGGCUGAAUUUCGGCAUAUCCUCUGCGAGUGAAGUUUUUCAGAACGCCAUUCGUCAGACAUUAGAAGGCAUACCAGGAGUCCUCAAUGUGUCUGAUGAUAUUCUUGUACAUGCACCUGAUGAAGCGUCACACAAUGAGAGGCUGAAUACACUCUUUCAACGUCUGCAAGAGCAAGGACUGACCCUGAACACGCAGAAAUGCCAAUUCAACAAGACAACGAUUUCUUUCUUUGGCCUUGUAUUCUCAGCAGAAGGAGCGUCGCCUGAUUCUGAUAAGGUUGACGCUAUCCACCAGGCUGCACGUCCGCAAAAUGCCCAGGAAGUGAGAAGUCUUCUUGGCAUGGCCAGUUAUAGCUCGCGUUUUAUUCCCAAUCUCGCGACAAUCACUGCACCUCUCCGUAGCCUCAUGACAAAAGGAGUGAAAUUUGAAUGGAAUCAAGAGCAUGAAGCAGCGUUGAAAGCGUUGAAGGAUUCCAUAUCAAAAAGUGCAGUAUCAUCAUACUUUGACACAGCCAAGCGUACAAUUCUGUAUGUCGACGCCAGCCCAGUGGGACUGGGAGCCAUGUUGACCCAAGAGGGAAGUACAAUCAUAUAUGCUAGUCGUUCCCUUACACCAACAGAACAAAGAUACAGCCAGAUAGAGAGAGAAGCUCUUGGUAUUGCUUGGGGUGUUCAUCGUCUUCACACAUAUCUUUUUGGUCGGAACUUCACGGUGGUCACCGACCACAAGCCUCUGAUCCCUAUCUUUGGAAAGCCAAAGAUUGUACCAUCAGCACGCAUUGCAAACUGGAUGUUGAAACUCCAGCACUACGACAUGGAUGUAAUCCACGCCCCUGGAAAGACAAACCCAGCUGACUACAUUUCACGGCAUCCCUGUAGUGAUAGCGCUAGUACACCAAUGCCAGAUGUCGAAGCCUACAUCAACUUUGUGGCUCAUCAUGCAGCUCCAAAAACCGCCAGUCUCGACGACAUACGAUCAGAAACAGCCCGCGAUUCUGCAUUACAAGCUACGAUCGAAGCCUAUCGCAGUGGAAAAUGGGAGAAUCUCAAAGGCUCUCAUCGCGCUAUGUGGAAUGUUCGCAAUGAAAUUGCAGUCACUGAAGAUGACAUUGUGCUGAGGGAUAAGCGUAUUGUGAUACCAGAAGCCCUUCAUAAGCGUAUCAUCGAUAUCGCACACGAGAGUCACCCAGGUAUUGUGCGUACGAAAGCAUUGCUCCGCUCAAAGGUUUGGUUUGAAUCGCUUGAUAGUAAAGUGGAAUCACUUGUGAAAGAUUGCCAUGUAUGCCAAACCGUACGCGAUAUCCGUACGCCUCUGGAGCCCCUCAAGAUGUCACAAAUGCCACCCGGUCCUUGGCAGAAUUUGAGCAUUGAUUUCUGUGGUCCGUUACCCACAGGAGAGUAUUUGAUGGUACUCAUUGAUGAGUUUUCGAGAUACCCAGUUGUAGAGGUUGUAGGUUCAGUGUCCGCUAGAGCUGUGAUACCCGUUCUUGAUAAAGUGUUGUCUGUAUUUGGAUUUCCGAAAGUCCUCAAGAGCGAUAAUGGAAGCCCAUUCAAUUCGAGUUCAUUCGCCGAUUACGCGUCUCACUGCGGAUUUCAGCAUCGUCGAAUCACUCCUCACUGGCCUCGAGCUAAUGCUCAAGCAGAAGCAUUUAACAAACCACUCAUCACAGCCGUACGCGCUGCACACCUCGAAGGAAAGAAUAGGAAACAACAGCUGUACAUAUACCUACGACAAUAUCGUGCCACACCACACUCUUCAACGCGAGUAAGCCCAUUUCGAUUGAUGUUUAAUCGAGAACCGGUUACGCGCCUCCCAGAAGUAGAUGUUGCUCAUGACAACACAUCAUCAAUGGUCAACGAUGAAAUUGCUGCCAGUCACUCGAACGCGAUAGCGAAUGAUCAUGUAGCGAAAGCAAAGCAAAAAUCCUACGCUGACAAGCGACUGCACACAGUGUAA